AAAUGACAUAAUUUUGCGUUCAAUUUGUUGUGAUUUGAAAGCAUUUGUUGACAAAUAAGACAACAAUUAAUGCAUUAAUGCCUCACUUGUUGUGACACUCAGUACACCACUUGUCACUCAAUUGUCACUCAAUUGUCACUCAAUUGGGUCCAUAAGUGAGCACUCAUUGACACCAAACACUCGCUGUGGUGGUUAUCACAGUCAACUGAUCCGUUGGUGGUGUGGACAGCUCACUGUCAAUGAUGUCGAUGAUGUCGAUCACAAAUGUGGUGCUAUUGUCUCAAUCGGCGGUCUAUACGGUGUCGGCCAUCGUCUCCCUCUGCGUGUGGAUACCAAUGAGUCUUCAUUUAUACAGUUUCUGUGGCCACUGUUCCCUCUAUAGUACGGGACAGUAUGUCGAGGAGGACGGAUCCUUUGACCCCAACUGGUCCUCAGUCUUCCACUGCGUCUUCACCCUCACCACAGCCAUCAUCCUCUUCGGGACGGCUUUCAUACAAAUGUGUCGUAAAUUCAUACUUCUCUACAGAGGAACCGAUAGUACAUUUUUGUCUGCAUUUGUGGACACAGUGUUAGCACUGAUGGCAACCCUUCUGGUCCUCACAGACGCCAUACUUGUGACGAAAGGCUUCUCCGUUUGGUGUCAAUCAGUGGCCCAAAGUUGUGAGACGGCGUCCUCUGUUAUGGUGAUUGGGAAGGACUCAGACAUUGACCCCAAAGGCUUUUUUCUGGAACUCGGAUCAGUUCAGUUUGGCAUCUGGUCUCUACUGGUGUGUUGGGUACUGACACUAGUGUUGGCCUCCCGUAAGCUCUUCGUAUACCACGAGAGGGAGAAUAUGAUCGUAAGUAUGGCCCGCGAGAGGCACCGACACAUCGGAUCCGAUUAUACGCGACUCGAGACGUGAAUCGUUUGCAAUCCCCUUCACGAAUGGAUUGAAUUACUGUUUUUGUGUUGAUUUUAGUGUAACGAUUAAAUUCAUUCAAUGAUUGUGUAAAUAUUUAUCUUAACUUUUUGUUUCUAUUAAUAACAUUUCGAGAAUAAAUAAACAUAUUUUUAGAAUUUAAAUUAAA
Oppiella nova is the source of this 1068-nucleotide messenger RNA. NCBI's taxonomy places the organism in Eukaryota, Metazoa, Arthropoda, Arachnida, Sarcoptiformes, Oppiidae. The record is from the annotation of a GenBank genome assembly.